GUGGGUACCAUCCUCAGUUUGUUUGCAUAUUGCCUUUUAAAUUUUAAUCUUGUUGCCCCCAUUCAUUUCCCCACUCUCUUUACUCCUUGUCCUUAGAAGAUGGAAAGUGGAUUACCUUUGCUUAACUGUCUCUUGCAGCAGACUCUCAGAACCAUUUGCACUUCUUCCAAUUCUUCCAAUUCUUCUAAGUGGGUUUAUGCUGUCUUCUGGAGGAUACUGCCUCGAAACUUUCCUCCACCAAGGUGGGAAUUUGGAGGAACUGCGCUUGAUCUCUCCAAAGGAAAUAAAAGGAACUGGAUUCUUGUCUGGGAAGAUGGGUUCUGCGAUUUUAACGAAUGCGAACAGAGGAAGAGUGGUAGUGGUUAUUUGAACGGUAGAUUUGGAGCUGACGUAUUCUUCAAAAUGUCCCAUGAGGUUUACAAUUAUGGAGAGGGACUAGUGGGAAAAGUUGCCGCAGAUAAUGGUCACAAAUGGGUUUACAACGAGAGUCACAACAACGAGUGUGAAGCUAGCUAUAUUGCUACAUGGAACACUUCGGUAGAGCCUCAACCAAAGGCAUGGGAGUCUCAGUUCAAUUCAGGGAUUCAGAGUAUAGUCAUAAUAGCAGUCAGAGAAGGCAUUGUGCAAUUGGGUUCUUUUAACAAGAUUGCAGAGGACCUGAAUCUGGUGAUCAGCAUACAAAGACAAUUCAGCUACCUCCAAAGCAUACCGGGUGUGUUUGGUAUUCAAAGAUCAUACCUACCGAUUCAACAUCCAUACAUUGUGAAGCCCAGUUUCAUAGAAAGCAAUGGAAUGCCUCCAUAUGACAUGGCCUGGAACAACCCUCAAAUAGGAGCACCAGGCCCAUCUCUUUGAUCAGGUUCUCCACCUUUACAAUUACCAUUACCAUUACCAUUACCAUUACCAACCAUGCCUUGCAGUUUUGGAGCUUUGCUAUCGAAGUUACCAUCUGGAAUCCCACUGCAUAAUCAAGUCCCUAAUUCUGGGACACAGAGCAGCACCAUCGAGAGAGUGAAGAUCGAGGACUGCGAAUUUUAUCCUACCCAUGACGGUGAUCACAAGGGAAAGGUUCCUUCCUUGAACGAGUAGCAUGGAUUCGACCGUAAUGACACUUAAUCAGAGUAGUUAGUAUAGAUUAAGAAAACGGUAAGCUAUUUAUUUUGUGUGGUGGGCACUAUGUAUUGUGGUAUGUUUAUUGGUGGCCGACAAUCUAUCAAUCAUAGCGAUCACUGUUGGUGUUUCUUUCUGCGCGCAUUUAUGUAAUGAUGAAUGCAAAGCAGACAUUAUCUAGAACAGAACUUGAUUAAGCAGUGGAACUUUUUGUAUCAUGUCAAAAAGAUAUGGAUGGUGCCUAACUCCCUGCUAGAAAGUUAAUAGGACGCAAUAAUUGAAAAUUAAAGGGGAAAUAAUAUGGUAUUAAGAUGAAUAAAGGAAGGGUGUGUGGAUAGAGAUGAGAAUAGCGUGGUGGGGAGAUGAUGGAGAUGGUAGGGUAUGGUUUGAAGUGUGGUGUUCCAUCUCGUGGGGCUGUGUUGAAAAGGAGAGUGAAGAAGGGAGUGAUAAUUGAAGUCAGCAACUCAACGUCAAGCUGCUCUGUGCGACAAUUGGUAUUUGAGCCCUGGUCCCCAACACAGUACUGUUUCCUUGACAACUCGAGUGUGUGAAAGUUACGUGUGUGAAUUCAUGUGUACACAAACUCUCACAGACACACUUUCUUAGAUAUUCAUGUCAGGAAUUACUAUCUGGACCCAUUUAUACUGC
Molecule: messenger RNA, 1758 nt
Organism: Vigna umbellata (rice bean)
Lineage: Eukaryota; Viridiplantae; Streptophyta; Magnoliopsida; Fabales; Fabaceae
Product: protein RICE SALT SENSITIVE 3-like
Source: RefSeq, a predicted model, not a curated record